Messenger RNA from Caenorhabditis elegans, 1414 nucleotides. It is a transcript of the gene che-13, whose product is annotated as Intraflagellar transport protein che-13. The transcript is spliced from 9 exons. The record is from RefSeq and is marked reviewed. Bases 81 to 1319 code for a protein of 412 amino acids. Gene Ontology annotation, cellular component: axoneme. Lineage: Eukaryota; Metazoa; Nematoda; Chromadorea; Rhabditida; Rhabditidae.
UCAUGUGUUGCUAUAGCAACCAAUCCUGAGCAGAACAAGCAUUCGAAGCUCACUUUCAUUAUUAUUAUCUGAUUAUUACAAUGGAAGAAGAACACGAAGAAGAAUCACAUUUAUCUCAAUCCGACACAGUUGGAUCCGCAAUUGUUGAAGAUGGACCAGGAAAAGAAUAUGAAAUUUAUAUAAAAAACGAAGAAUUGGUGGAUAAAUUGAAACUUUUGAAUUAUGAAGAUGGUUUCUUGAAGCUUGGCGUCGUAUACAAACCGAUUUUGAAGCACUACUUUGUAAAGUCCAAAAACGUUGGAGAGCAGUUCUUUCUGUUCACGUCAUUGGCAGCUUGGUUGAUCAAAAAAUCCGGAGAUGAAUCUUACAAUAUGCCACAAGAGUUUGAUGAUCCCAAUUCAACACUUGCAAACAUAAUGGCUGCGGCUAAGAAUAAGGGAAUCGCAACUGACUUCACUGCAGCAAAACUAAAGUCUGGAGCUGGAGAAAAUGUGAUUUUCAUUCUGAACUCACUGGCUGAUGCCUCACUUGUUCAUGUAGGAUUUCAGUGGCAGAAAAUGAUUCCUCCAAAAGAAGAAGACGAAGAUACUGCAGUGGAUGAGCAAGAUGAAGAUGAUGAUAACGAUGAUAUUGUUGAAGAACCAAUGAACUUUUUGGAUGAUGAUGAUGAUGACAAUGUUAUUGAAAUUGAUUUGAAAGCUCAGGGAUUGGCGACUGAAUCGAAGAAUCCACUCCAAAGCGUUCUCCAAAGCAAUACGGAUGCAAUAACUUGGAAACAAGAAGUUGAAAGAGUUGCUCCACAAUUGAAAAUUACAUUGAAACAGGAUGCAAAAGAUUGGCGUCUUCAUCUUGAACAGAUGAACUCAAUGCACAAAAAUGUUGAGCAAAAAGUUGGAAACGUUGGUCCUUAUCUCGAUAAUAUGUCCAAAGAUAUUGCAAAAGCUCUGGAACGGAUCGCAUCAAGGGAAAAAUCACUGAACAGUCAAUUGGCAAGUAUGAUGAGCAAAUUCCGGCGAGCAACCGACACAAGAGCCGAGUUGAGAGAGAAAUAUAAAGCAGCUUCUGUUGGCGUGAGUUCUCGAACUGAAACUCUCGAUCGUAUCAGUGAUGACAUUGAACAAUUGAAGCAACAGAUUGAGGAACAGGGAGCAAAAUCAAGUGACGGAGCACCACUUGUGAAGAUUAAGCAAGCAGUGAGCAAAUUGGAAGAAGAAUUACAGACUAUGAAUGUGCAAAUUGGAGUUUUCGAGCAAUCGAUUCUCAAUACUUAUUUGAGAGAUCAUUUCAAUUUCAGCGCCAAUCUUUUGAACAUUAUGUGAAAAAAAUGGCAAAGUCUGGAAAAUAUUUAAAUAUUUGUAUUGUUUAUUUGACAAGUCUUGUGAAGAACCAAUAAAUAUUUUGAUUCAUUUAAAUA